Molecule: messenger RNA, 390 nt
Organism: Soboliphyme baturini
Lineage: Eukaryota; Metazoa; Nematoda; Enoplea; Dioctophymatida; Soboliphymatidae
Source: the annotation of a GenBank genome assembly
AUGAUUUACGAACGCCGUAGCGAAAGGAAGUCAGUCAUCGAUCAACGGCCACUGCGCGGGCGAGGUAGCACGCUUACCGAUUUUACAUUUCGUUCCUCAUGCGGCACAGUCAAGCAACUACGCGCAAAAAUGGUAGUCGGUUCCGGCCACUUCCGGCCGCCCUCGCCGCCUCCUCCUGCCAUCGGUGCGAACCAUGCCGUCGUGCGAACGUGCACACAUGAGGUCGUAGUCAUAAUCGAGUUCGUUCGUCAGAGGCUGAGAAUGAGGCUGCUGACAACGCCUGACGACGGUGUAGACGCGCGUGCACUGCUAAACGACGUGGACAUAAUCGCCGGCCUUCAUUUCGGACAACAGCCACGCUGGUCACCGUCGGAGGAUUGCGAACACUGA